Molecule: messenger RNA, 627 nt
Organism: Musa acuminata subsp. malaccensis (wild Malaysian banana)
Lineage: Eukaryota; Viridiplantae; Streptophyta; Magnoliopsida; Zingiberales; Musaceae
Source: RefSeq, a predicted model, not a curated record
GAGAGAUCGGGGAGGGAUGGGGAGGCCAGAGACGAGGCGAAGCUGGUGCAAGCGGCACCCGAAGCACCCACAGUCGACCGGAGUUUGCCCCUUCUGCCUCCGGGAGAGGCUCUCUCGCCUCUCCCAAUGCUCCUCCUCCUCUUCCUCUUUUGUAGCCUACAUCUCUUCUCCAUGGGCCCAUUCAUCGUCUUCCUCGUCCAGCUCCGACAACCCAUCUUCUUCUGCCUCCUCACCGCCGCGCCACCGUGACGUGAAGAGGGCGAGGGUCUCCUUUCUUCUCAAACGCGACACAGCGGCGAGCAGUGCACUGAUGAAGAGCCGGUCCCUGGUGGUCGUCGUCGGAAGUCGUGAGGAUGAGGAGAAAGAAAAGGAGACAGAUGUAGGUAAAGGAAAACAGAAGGAGAAGGUGGAGAAGAAAGACAAGUUUUGGUCAUGGCUGCUCAGUGGUUCAAAGAGGAGACAGAAGAAGGAGGGUAAUGGAGACUCGCUGCGCCCACAGACCUUCAAAGAGAAGCCUUCAGCGAAGUGGAUCUUAUUCUCCUAAAACACAAGUCGUUCUCUACAUGUUUGGCUACUACUAGCAUUAAGUUCUUUUAAUGUCUUCUUCUUGUUGACGUAUGCGUUAAA